Molecule: messenger RNA, 1429 nt
Organism: Monodelphis domestica (gray short-tailed opossum)
Lineage: Eukaryota; Metazoa; Chordata; Mammalia; Didelphimorphia; Didelphidae
Gene: UBE2S
Product: ubiquitin conjugating enzyme E2 S
Source: RefSeq, a predicted model, not a curated record
CAAUCGGUGGCGUCCGUUCUCAGCUGUCUUUUAACCAGCCCCUACCUCUUUCCAGCAAUUCCCGUUUCUCAGCCAGCUUUGCGCGUGCGCCGUCUCCGCGCUCUCAUUGGCCUUUCUUCUGUCGGAUCGUCCUUGCUCCGCCCCUGGCUCCCGGCUGCCAUUGGCUGACCCCGGUCCCUCCGGUUCGGCGACCGAGUUCCCAACGGGCGGCGGACGCGCGCGCGCGAGGCCGAAGCCGGAGGCGCGGGCGGGCGGGCGCAUACACGCCGUGGAACGGACGUGCUCACGUCGUCGGAGCGGGGGAGUGUCCCGGCGCAUAUAAAGAGGCGUCGCUGCGCGCGCGGCGGGCUCAGUGCGGCGGGGCGGCCGAGGGGGGCGGGAGGGUGGUCGCGGGAGCGGCGGCGGCGGCGGCGGCGGCGGCGCAGGGCAGCGGGAGUAGGAGCGGCCCGCGGCGGCCGCGGGGGCCGGGCCCGGGGCCGAGGAGGAGGCGGAGGAGGAAUCGGAAGCCCGGGUGCACCGGGCACGCGGGGGAGGCGGCCCCCUCCCCCGACCACCCCAAUCGCGGAGGCCGCCCUGAAGAAGGGGCUUGGGGGGAGCCGCCCCCGGGCCCCGGCGACAUGAACUCUAACGUGGAGAACCUGCCCCCCCAUAUCAUCCGCCUGGUCUACAAGGAGGUCACGACGCUCACCUCGGACCCUCCCGAUGGCAUCAAGGUCUUCCCCAACGAAGAGGAUCUCACGGACCUGCAGGUCACCAUCGAAGGCCCAGAGGGAACCCCCUACGCGGGAGGCUUGUUCCGAAUGAAGCUCCUCCUGGGCAAGGACUUUCCAGCGGCCCCCCCGAAGGGCUUCUUUCUCACCAAAAUCUUCCACCCCAAUGUGGGGGCCAACGGGGAGAUCUGUGUCAAUGUGCUCAAAAGAGACUGGACUGCUGAACUGGGCAUCCGCCAUGUGCUGCUGACUAUCAAGUGCCUUCUGAUCCACCCGAACCCCGAAUCGGCGCUGAACGAGGAGGCUGGCCGCUUGCUUCUGGAGGAUUACGAGGAAUACGCCGCUCGUGCCCGGCUGCUGACAGAGAUCCACGGAGGGGCUGGGGGCCCCGGAGCCACACGGGCAGCCAGGGGGGGUGCAGGGGGUGCUGAGGCCGGCCCGGCAGAGGCGGGUGCUUCCUCCUCAUCCCCGCCGGGCCCUGGGGCUGAAGGCCCCAUGGCCAAGAAGCAUGCUGGGGAGCGGGACAAGAAGCAGGCUGCCAAGAAGAAGACGGACAAGAAGCGGGCUCUGCGGAGGCUGUAGGAGAGCCCCCCACCCUGGGAGGGCUUGGGGAGGAGGGGGCAGCUUUUGUAUCUCACUAAGUUAUUUAAAUUAUGGUGGGGGGAUGGGCAGGGGGAGGGGGAUGGAUUUUUUUUUCUAAAAUAAAGUUGAAAAAGCAG